CAGCAAGCUACAUUCACCUGACUGUAGCCGCUGCACUGUGUGAGAAACUUAUCGGUUAGUUUUCAACUGUUUUUACAGUGUGGCGCUUCAACAAACUUACUCUCAAAGUUUGCCGUUAAAUAAUUCGCGAAAGUCGAUUGUUUCGCAGUGUUUUGUUUUUGCUAAGGUGGCUUGAUUAACAUUUUGUGAUUACGAAAGGAAUUUAAGUGUCACUAUAGUCGACACAAUGUGUGAUUGUUUAAAAAUAAAAAGUUAAAACGAGGAUAAUACUUUGGAAAACAUGCAUUUAAACGGUGAUUCCAUGGAGUCUCCGGAUGAAAGCCAUGAAAUGCUCGAAGCGGAAAACAGCGGCGUCGCCGACCGCCUGUUGGACUUGGAGCGCAAAGUUCUCGAGCAAGGCGACGAGCUGGUGUGCCUCAAAGCCACCCUGGCCGAGGCCCUUCGCCGACUAAGCGCCUUGGAGGGCCUGCGGGCGAACAGCAACCCGUCCACGCCGACCACGCCGGUGCGCUUGAACGGCAACGCCACCAAAAUACAAAUUGGAAGGCCGCGAUCCGUCAACUACACGCCCACCAGGAACGAGAGUCCCAGGAGGCCGUACGGCGACAAAAAUGGAGGUACGAUGGAUUUAAGGAAACGAGUAUAUUCGGGAUCUUCUCUACCUCAAAGACGAGCCGUCCACUAUCAGUCAACGGGAAGCCUGCACAGCGACAGUCAAAGUAGUAGCAGCGUAAGUCCCGUGCCCUCGCCCUCCCCCAGAAGCACGCCACUGCCAUUGAACACCGCCGGGCGCCGCACGCCUUCCAGUCCCAACGUCACCAACAACUCCAAUUCCCUACACAAACGAUGGAGUUCGACGGGCGAUUUUACUGCGCAGUCUUCGGCAAACGGGAUGCAGUCCAAAUUUUCAACAAAAUCAUUUUUAAACCUAUACACAAAACCCAAUGGGUAUCCAUCACAAAAUCUUAAGCAUGGAACGAAAGACACCACCUUCAACGAAGAAGAACAAAGCAUCCGCGUGUACCUCAGGGGUCGACCCGUAAUCCUCCACGCCCCCACCGACCUAGGUGACAACUACGACCUUCUCAAGGUGGCCGCUCCGCCCCAACAGAGGCUCAAACUCGACUGGGUCUACGGCUACAGAGGCAAAGACUGCAGGUCGAACUUGUAUUACCUGCCCACCGGCGAGAUGGUUUACUUCGUGGCCGCAGUGGUGGUGCUCUAUAACGUGGAGGAUCAAAACCAGAGGCACUAUUUGGGGCACACUGACGAUGUCAAGAGUCUUGCGAUUCAUCCCAACAAGAUGCUGGUGGCCACCGGGCAGUGUGCUGGUCUGGAUAGGAGAGAUGCCAGGCCUCAUAUUAGAGUAUGGAACUCAGUAUCGUUAACCACACAAGCUAUAAUUGGAAUGAACGAUUUCGAUGUAUCGGUUUGCUGCCUUUCGUUUAGUAAAGCAGACGGUGGUACUCUUCUUCUGGCCAUAGACGAAUCUCCAGACCAUACCAUAUCCGUUUGGGACUGGCAAAAAGGCGAAAGUGGAUGUAAAAUAACCGAAACAAAGUGUUCUGUUGACACAAUUGUAGCAGCUGAAUUCCAUCCGUUAGACCGAAAUACCAUAGUGACAUGUGGUAAAUCCCACAUUGCCUUUUGGUCGCUGGAUGUGAACGGUACGCUUUUCAAACGCAUGGGGAUAUUUGAGACCCGUGAUAAACCCAAAUACGUGACCGCAGUUGCGUUUUUGCAAACAGGAGAAACCAUUACUGGCGACUCCAGUGGUAACCUAGCAGUUUGGGGUAGAGGUACAAACACAAUCUGGAAAUUCCAUAAGAAUGUCCAUGAUGGCGGUAUUUUCUCUAUUUGCGUUCUAAAAGAUGGCAGUAUUAUAACUGGGGGCGGUAAAGAUGGAAGAAUAUUUGUCUUUGACCCGUCCUUAACGCUAACAGGAGAAUACAGCCAAAUUGAGAACCACUACGGUGGCGUUCGCGUUAUAUCGGAAGGCCAAGGUUCGCAACUCUUGAUAGGUACAACGAAAAAUUGCAUUCUCAACGGGACGUGUACCUUGGGUUUCCAACCCAUAAUCCUGGGCCAUACCGAUGAGUUAUGGGGUCUGGCUGCCCAUCCCGGCAUUCAGCAGUUUGCAACCGCUGGGCACGACAAGGUUUUGCAGCUGUGGGACUCCCCCUCCCAUAGCAUACUGUGGAGUAAAGACAUCGAGGAACAGGCUCAAUCGGUGGCCUUUACGAAAGACGGCAUGCAGGUGGUGGUUGGCUGCAUGAACGGCAAAUGGUUGAGUUUUGACACCCAGACCAGGGAUCUCAUAAGCAGUCAUCACGACGGCGUGGAACCCAUACAAGUCAUACAGUUCACGCUGGAUGGUAGUAUGGUAGCUCUUGGAUCUAGAGAUAAUAACAUCUACAUAUAUCAAGUUUCUGAUGAUGGAACUAAGUAUAGUAGGGUUGGAAGAUGCGCAGGUCAUUCCAGCUUUAUAACUCACCUUGAUUGGGCAACAGACGGACAAACGCUUAGAAGUAAUUCUGGAGAUUACGAAAUAUUAUAUUGGAACGCUGGAACUUGUCGCCAAAUCCCUCAAAGCGGAAUGAUGAGGAACGUAGAAUGGGCAACGAACAAUUGUAUACUUACCUUCACCACUAUCGGAAUUUGGCCGGAAAAUGCCGACGGUACAGACGUAAAUGCAUGUGACCGAAGCAAUAACAAACAUCUUUUGGUUGCCGGUGAUGACUUUGGUAAAAUCAAACUUUUUGGAUAUCCAACCAUACAACCAAGAUCUCUUUGCCAUACUUAUGGCGGCCACAGCAGCCAUGUAACAUCAGUGAGAUUCUUGUAUGACGAUACAAGGCUCAUUUCUAUUGGAGGAAAGGAUACAGCGGUCAUGCAAUGGACAGUCUCAUAAACAUUAAGAUAAAUUAUUUUAUAUCGUGUUAUAUCAUACCUACAUUAUUGGAGGAUUAAAAUUCUUGAUUCGCACGGUGUUGUUUAUUAUAAUAAAAUAUAUAUAAUAUAUAUUUUCGUCUGGAAUUUGGGAGUAUCCCAAAAUAAGUUGAAUUUUUAAAAAUAAAAUGUCAAUAGGGCCUACUUUUUAACUAACACACUUGCAUAGGAAAUUACUGUCCUUUGGCACAUUGUGAUGCUAUUGCAUAAACGUCCUAAUAAAAAACUAGUUUAAUAAUGUUAUUGUAUAAAGUGCCACAUGUUUUAUUAUUGAAAUAUUUUAUGUAUUUCACUAUUAUUAAAAAAGUUUUUAAUAUUGUAUACUAUUUUCUUAUGUGUGAUAAAUAUAGACUACAAGAUAA
Brassicogethes aeneus is the source of this 3311-nucleotide messenger RNA. The record is from the annotation of a GenBank genome assembly. Lineage: Eukaryota; Metazoa; Arthropoda; Insecta; Coleoptera; Nitidulidae.